Capronia epimyces CBS 606.96 is the source of this 1740-nucleotide messenger RNA. RefSeq lists its product as uncharacterized. The transcript has 2 exons. The record is from RefSeq and is a predicted model, not a curated record. The coding region runs from base 1 to 1740 and encodes 579 amino acids. NCBI's taxonomy places the organism in Eukaryota, Fungi, Ascomycota, Eurotiomycetes, Chaetothyriales, Herpotrichiellaceae.
AUGUCUGCAAACCAGCGGCCCGUUAUGGGCCCCCCCGAAACACCUAGCAGAGUCAUGCAACAAUCCCCUGGUCUUUUCCCAAGUCUACAACUCUCCCCAGACAUGCUGUACGCACAUCAGUUCUCGGGUCCGGCUACCGUCCCGGUCUAUUCUGACCAAAGGCUCUUCUGGGACCCUUCGAACGUCGGCUUCGAGGCACAGUCUCUACCACAACAGUAUCCAGACCCAUUCCAAUUCAGCCCAUCCGGGUUGAGCUCGUCGUUCGCCUCCUCAUCGACCGUGGUGCCGAGCUUUGCUCCCCAAGUAACUCUACUAGAAGAGCAGCCUUAUGAUUUACCAGUCAUGCGACCUUUAGCAGGUUACUCUCACGCCAACGGUUCUACUUUCCCUGCUCCUUUCACCACCUCGCCUCGGCUACCUGCACCACAGGCUGAAAAUCCCAGUAUGUUCCUCAGCUCACCAGCCCGCAGGUUUGGUGCUACCGACUAUUACUCAAACAUGUUCGCACACAAUCCGGCUCUUGAGAGACCGGCUUAUGCACAUCAGAUCGAAGAGUCUCGACGGGAGCAAGAGACUAAGCGGCUGCGAAAAGGUGACAUGAAGCAACCGUCUAUCACUCGGUCUGUAAUGGAGGCUCUGAGACGACCUGUUUCCCCACGUAGGGACAACAGGCCUGGCCUGAAAAGGAGCCUGACGCAUACGGGGGUGCGUGGUGAGCGAACUCUCAACCUACAAACGCAGAAUAUCGUGGGAAGCAGAAAUUCACCGAUAACACUGGAUCAGAAUCGACCAAAUCGGCCUGGACGAUCGUCCCCAUUGAAGACGAACCCUGAUCCCAUAUCGCGGACUCUUAGCACGAGUCGUAACUCGAAUACCAAGCGUGGCUCGUUGUCACUAGCGAUCGAUGAAGAUGGUGUCGCCAAGAUGAUUCUCACCGAGAACUCCCGCGACAUCGACAUGGGCGGGAUAUCAGGCAGCGAUGCCGGAUCUUUCGAUGAAACAGACCUUCACAUUCUCCAUAGCCAGGAUAACUCUUUUGCCUUUCCUGAAGAUGGAGAUCCAUCUGUUCAGGCCCAUGUUGGUCUAAGCAGGCACUAUAGCCAUGCGAAAACCAAUUCGCAUUCUACAAUGGCGUCGGCAAAUUCUGCCACACAGUCGCCCUACAAUGGCUCCGUGUCGAGCUUCUCGAACACAAGAGGGUCGGACGGGCAUCAAGGACCCCGACGGAAGCGACCACUCUUAGGACCAAGCAUCGAAACUGACACUUUGGCGGAAGAUGGACCGUUCGGAAAUGCGCAGUUUGCACUACGUGCAAUCAUUCAAGACCGAUCUAGAUCUAACUCUUCGCAAGGGGAUGGCACUAAUCAAGUACAUCUACAUUCCUCACCACCAUUACAACAAAGCCAAUAUGCCAUGUACAACGCCUCGCCCACUACCAUCACCGACCCAGAUCUGGCGACACCCAGUACUGAUAGGGAAAGCCUUACCAGCAAUAUGAGUAUGCGCUGUGUCUGCAAUUCUUCUGUUCUGGAUGGUUCAGUGCCAAUGGUACAAUGUGAUUCAUGCACCAAAUGGCUGCAUAGCACAUGUGUAGGCAUCGACAAUCGGCGCAUUCUAGAGCCCUAUAUGUGCAUAUUUUGCAUACAGACACCAAAGCGGUCGGGGCAUGCCGCCCUACGCCCUUCUGCUCUUCCAUCGGCCGCCAGCCCGCUGGCGCACAAGUCGAAACGGCAUCGGUGA